ACCACGGAAGACCCCUCUCAAGAAGACAUUCCGUCCACCUCGACAGACAGAAUAUGCUGUUCAAGAUCCAGACCUGACCGAUGAGCAUGAUAUGACUAGAUUGUCACCGGUUAUAUCUGCCCAUCAGGGAUAUGAUCGGUCUAGAACCCAAGAGGCUGCUCAUAUGGGAGCGGAUAAAGUACAGAUUGACCUUCAUCUCUCAAAUUUGCCCAAUAGCGUCAUCUUAAAGGCACUGAAUGCUUUUACUAACAAAUUUCCCGAACUCAAUAUUUUGCAUCACCCUUGGUUCAUGCAGGGUUUGCAUUCUUCAUGCCCUAGUGAAAGCAAAACACUGCUUGCUGCAAUUUUAGCAGCAACUAGAUGCCACAUUUCACGCCAAGGUCUUCCUGCAGGUGAUUCCCUUCUUUCACGAGAGCAAUAUAGUUCUUACGUGCGAGAAAUGUUGUCCCAAAGCUCUUUCCAGUCACCAAAUCUCCAAGUGGCCCAGGCUCUUCUCAUUAUGUCUUUGUACGAAUGGGGCUCUCGCGAAUUUCACCGAGCAUGGAUUUAUUGUGGUAACAUAUGGCCUUUCAAUCAGACAUUGGGAAAGAUUGGUUCAUUGAUUUCAAGCGUCUUAGGAAUUGCCAUUCGGAUUAUGCAAGCUAUCAACAGCAUGAGAAUUGCACCAUAUCCAGCCGAUUCUAUAACAAGCUGCGACAGAGACCCAGUUUCCGUUGCCGUUGAGAAUAGAACUUUCUGGGCAUGUUUUAUCAUGGAUCGAAUGAUUAGUUCAGGCACAUACAACCCCCCGAUGUUGCCACUGUCCGAGAUCGAGAAGCUUAAAGUGAUUUCUCCAUUAAAUGCUGUUGAAUUUGCCUUCGGGCCCGAUUUAUCAUCACAGAGAAGCGGCAUGGAAGGGUUUCCUGCCGCGCAGCCUGGCUAUUCGAAGCCUUUGGAUAUCACUCAAGCAUUUGAGGUAUUGGUAUCGGGCUUUGAUAUUUGGGCCCAUGUCAUGACAUUUGUGUUAAAUGAUGGCCGAAGAGCACCUGGAAUGUGUGACCCGCCCAACUGCCCUUGGGUACCAACCUCCCCUUGGUCAAGAACUAGAAAUCGUCUGGAAACCUGGAGAGCCAAUCAAAACCACAGGCUCCAUUACCCGGAAAACAGUGUUGUGGCGCAUACAACGCUCGGAUUCGGAGAGUCUUUCACCUAUAUUAACCUGAUCUACUACCUCUGCACCUUGAUGCUUCAUCGUGAAUAUUUUCCUUUUAUGCCAACUACUGAACCCCAUCCCCGUGGUCCAGUGGACCACCCGAAGCUCCAAGCUGAACCUCCAGAAGAAUGGUGGAAUACAAGCGCCCUGGAGCUAUUCAGAGCGACUGAAAGAAUCUCCAACUUAUUACAUGAAGCAUCUGAAUGUGGCGCAGAUGUUUUGACUCCCUUUGUGGGAUUCAGUGCAUUCUCUGCUGCGUAUAUGAAUAUCUACGUCUUUAGAUUUCCUCAGAUGAACUUCGGGCGCAGUGUACACGCCGAGGAAAACCUCAAUUAUUGUCUGGCAUAUCUUGAAGAAUUCCGGCAAGAGUGGAAGCUUGGCGAGAGCUGGAUGACGACCAUUAAACAUGCCUCGCUCUUAUAUCAACGAGCGAUCGCAGAUAGAUCGCGAUACCUUGGCAAAAGCAGGGCUGAUUUCGACGUGUUACAUCAAUCAAUACAUGAGUUCCGUGUUGUGGACCGGUCUCGUCAACACUUACAGGAGAUGGAAGGCGCUGAAAGGGGGUUGGCACCGCCUACUUGCCCUGACAACACCCCGACAAAUCUCGAUCCAAACACUCCGAACUCUGAAGGACUGAACGUUCCACUCAAUGAUUUGCUGACAGAAGUUAGUACAUAUGCACAUGAGCAAGGCAUGUGGUCACAUUGGUGGCCCUCCCUGGAGGAGGUCAAUCUUGCCCUGUUUCCAGACAAUUCAUAA
Molecule: messenger RNA, 1951 nt
Organism: Penicillium macrosclerotiorum
Lineage: Eukaryota; Fungi; Ascomycota; Eurotiomycetes; Eurotiales; Aspergillaceae
Product: fungal specific transcription factor domain-containing protein
Exons: 3
Coding region: 92-1951 (619 amino acids)
Biological process (GO): DNA-templated transcription
Cellular component (GO): nucleus
Molecular function (GO): zinc ion binding; DNA binding
Source: RefSeq, a predicted model, not a curated record